AUGACUCGGGGAAGGCGGGCUCCACCGCCCACCAAAAGCACCGCCUUUAACGCCGACGUGAGCUGCACGUUCUGCCAAUCAAAGGACCCAGCGCAGAGUUCCGCAGAAGGUCUAGUUCCUGUUGGCCCGCCCUCUCCUGCUUCCGAUUGGCAAGUUUCAAACGUGCGGAAGCCAAUGAGAGCGGGCAGACGCGCGGUGCUGCGACCUCGGCUGCAGGCGCGGCCUUUGAAGAAAAAACUGUCAUUGUUGGAGUCAUGGUGGGGCCUGGGUCCUCCGCUGCCGCCGCCGCGGGUGAGUACAAAUGCGUGUCCCUGUUUCUUGCAGAGAACAAGGCUGGAGAAACAGGAAGGCCAUAGAGUGAGUCCUUCCCGCGGGAGUUACCGGUCCGCUGUUGUGUCUGCCUCAGUCUCCCCAGGGCGUGGCGCCCAGGCCCUGAAGCCCAGGGAGACAUCUGAACCCGUGGUAGCGAAGACUGUGCGCGGGGGGCCCUGUAAGCCCUGUAGCAGCCCUGCAAGACGGUGUCAUUGUCCCCACGUUGGAGAUAAGCUAGGGCGGCCUGCCCGGGUCACGGCCCCCGUGGGGAGCGCUGCUGUCCGCCCCCGCAAAGAGCGGCACAGAAAGCUCCAGGAGUACCUAGCAGCCAAGGGAAAACUGAAGAACCAAAACACCAAGCCUUAUCUAAAAGCCAAGAAUACCUGCCCGAAUCCACCACCUUCUAACUCAAGUAUUAGACCCAAAAAGGGUAUUACCAACAAUGCUGUUUUGCCUGUCAAAUCUACAAGGCCCGUCACCAUUAAAAUCCAGCCCAGAUCAGCCAAUAUCACAGGAUCCCAGAAGCCAAAAUUGGAGCCACCAAAACUUCUGAAUAAAAGACUGACUUCAACAUGUGCUUCUGCUAACCCAAACUAUAAACUGUCCAGCAAGAGUCAUCAGCAGCAUGAAGCUGGAUCAUCCACUGCAAGAGAACUGUCAAAAAAACCCAUUAGAUCACCUAUCACACAAGAAUGGAAAACCGCAAAACAGCAGGGAACAGAUCAAGGAAAUGCUAAAUGUACAGACUUUGUGGAUAAUACCCAUGUUGAAAACAGUUCUUUGGAUGGCUUUCUCAAUGAACUGAACAAAGAGAACUUGCCUCAAACCUUAUCAAAAGGUUUGCAGAAGACAGAUUCUGAAUUAUGUAACAUAAGCAAGCCAAAGACUGACUCUUAUAAUCAAACCAAGAGCAGUUUGGGUCCUAAACAGGUCUUGGGCAAAAGUUCAGUUAAUAGUGCUGUUUUGAAAGACAGGGUUAAUAAACAACUUAUUGGAGAAACACAAAUCAGGACUCUACCAGUAAAGUCACAGCAACUCUCUAGAGUUGCAUGUCUUGCAAGGCCAAGAGAAAAACCCCCAAGGACAGUUCCCCCUCACUUUAUUCAGACCCUUACUAGGACUCAAGCAUGCAAUAAAUCAGUGGCCAAGGAUUUAAUAAUUUACAGGAAUAAAUGUGGAAGACCAAAUGAAACUAAGUUACAGUCAUACCCUGCUACUGAACAGAAAGUAGAACAUACCAAACCUAGGACAUAUCCAAACUUGAUUCAGAGAGACCAUAACAACAGACAUCCAAACAUCAAGCAAGAUCAGAAGACCUUGCACCCUUAUCCUAGACCCCAGAAAUCAUGUGUUCUGCAAAAAUCAAAAGACACAGACCAGAAGCCUAAUUUGACAACUGGCAGCUUUAAUUCAGUCAUCCUAAGCACUCCUAGCACAAAAGCAAAUAGAACCAAUGGCAAUAAAUUCAAUAACAUCCUUCAACAAAACACACAGACUUUGGAAUCCAAGUUGAAAAAGGCUCUUCCUCAGAACCAUUUUUUGAACAAAACAGCUCCCAGAACUCAAGCUGGUAUCACAACCAUAAAUGGAAGAGGAGUCCCAAAUGGUGCCCAAACUAAUCCAAAUAUUAAAAAGAACACAACGGCAGAGGAUCGAAGAAAACAACUGGAAGAAUGGAAGAAAUCGAAGGGGAAAGUCUACAAACGGCCUCCUAUGGAAUUUAAAACUAAAAGAAAAAUAAUAGAGGAAAUGAAUAUAUCAUUCUGGAAGAGCAUCGAAAAAGAAGAAGAAAAGAAAGAACAAUUGGAACUGUCCAAUAAAAUUAACAACACGCUGACAAAAUGUCUGCAGCUCAUUGAAGAG
Castor canadensis (American beaver) is the source of this 2175-nucleotide messenger RNA. Lineage: Eukaryota; Metazoa; Chordata; Mammalia; Rodentia; Castoridae. The record is from RefSeq and is a predicted model, not a curated record.